AUGUCGAAUAUAGAUCAUUCUAUCACAAUUGGUGAACCGUUGAAAAUAUCCGAUAGUUUCAGUCGCAAAGACUGCAUAAAUCGUCAGUUACAUGUAUAUGAACACUUUGAUUGGGAUUUAUUAACAAAUAUGAAGAAUGUAAAAGCCAAAGCAUUAUUUGAAAAUAAUUUAUUUGUUAUAACUGAAUUAAAAGGAAUUACCAGAAUUUCUUCACGUGAUUCACCAUGGUUUAACAAUGAUCUAAAGCAUCUACUUAAAAUACGCGAUAAGAAGUAUCAGAAAGCAAAGAAAAACGAUAAAUACAGAAAACAGUAUGAAGAGUUUGCUUGGGAAUUCGAGAAACUCUGUGAUACAGCUAAAAAACAAUAUUAUGAGAAACAAUCAACUGAAUUGAAUACAUCAUCUAAAAAGUGGUGGACAUUUUUAAAGCAUGCAGUAAAUAAAGAGAGCCCUCUGACUAUUCCUCCUCUGUUUGAUGUAGCAAUGAAUAAUUUGGUAACUACUCCAUUUGAAAAAUCUCAGGUCUUAAAUAAGUACUUUGCUCACAUAUGUACGUUACCCCCGACUACUUGUUCUUUCCCACAACCUACAUCUAGUACGAUUGUUAUGUCGGAAUUUAUGAUUUAUGAAACUGAAGUGUUUGAAUCGUUGCUAAAAAUAAAUGUCUCCAAGGCUUGUGCGCCGGGUAUUAGUGGGAGAAUGCUUCGUGAGACAGCACCGAUUAUUACGUCAUCCUUGACUCACAUUUUUAAUGAUUCGUUGAAAAAAGGUGAAUUUCCCGAUGCUUGGAAACUAGGUUAUGUUUGUCCUAUUUAUAAAUCGGAUGAUAGACAACUACCUAAUAAUUAUAGACCUAUUACUCUCCUAAACUAUUUCAGUAAAGCGUUUGAUGGAGUACCACAUGAUGGUUUAUUACUGAAACUGGAAAGUACUGGGUUAUCUAAACAAUUAUUAUUGUGGAUGGAAAGCUAUCUUAGCAAUAGAAAAAUUGUAACAGUUGUAGAAGGCUCGACAUCAGAUGAGUUACUGAUAUCCUGUGGUGUGCCACAAGGAUCGGUUCUGGGUCCUUCGCUUUUUCUGAUAUAUAUUAAUGAUCUACCAAAUGGUCUGGAUAGUACAACUCUGCUCUAUGCAGAUGAUGUAUCACUGCAUCAGGAAGUUUCAGAUAUUCAAAGAGACUUUAUGAUUAUGAAUGAGGAUUUAGCUAAAGUUGAAGGUUGGUCUAAUAAGUGGAAGCUUGACUUUAACAAUAAAAAAUGUGUAUCAAUGUUCUUCACGCGUUCUAAUACAGUAACUACAUUGCCCACUUUGAAGAUUAAGUAUCAAUUGAUAGAAAAUGUUACUGAGCAUAAACAUUUAGGUU
Molecule: messenger RNA, 1363 nt
Organism: Didymodactylos carnosus
Lineage: Eukaryota; Metazoa; Rotifera; Eurotatoria; Philodinida; Philodinidae
Source: the annotation of a GenBank genome assembly